AUGCCCCCUCUUACACAACCCUCCCCAACAGCUGUCGCACAACCCAAGUUCAACCGAUUGCCCGAUUUCUAUGAUACGCGCCUCAAUCUACUGAUUCUCGGAUAUAUCCGACCGGAAUACGACUAUGUCUCUGUUGAGGCCUUGAUUGAGGAUAUUCGAGUUGAUUGUGAAGUCGCGCGACAGUCUCUUCUUCGAGAUGCUUAUAAGCGGUAUCUCGUUGAUGAUGGGAAGUCGCAGGGCACAAAUAGUGAGGAUCGGAUUUGGUUGUCGAGUUUUUAA
Penicillium malachiteum is the source of this 279-nucleotide messenger RNA. RefSeq names its product Riboflavin kinase. NCBI's taxonomy places the organism in Eukaryota, Fungi, Ascomycota, Eurotiomycetes, Eurotiales, Aspergillaceae. The record is from RefSeq and is a predicted model, not a curated record. The transcript has a single exon. The coding region runs from base 1 to 279 and encodes 92 amino acids. Gene Ontology annotation, biological process: FMN biosynthetic process; riboflavin biosynthetic process. Gene Ontology annotation, cellular component: mitochondrion. Gene Ontology annotation, molecular function: riboflavin kinase activity.